CCUGUAUGGCACAGCUGGAUGGAACCAGUGCCCUGUAUGGCACAGCUGGAUGGGGACCAGUGCCCUGUAUGGCACAGCUGGAUGGGGACCAGUGCCCUGUAUGGCACAGCUGGAUGGGAACCAGUGCCCUGUAUGGCACAGCUGGAUGGGUUUAAUGGGGACAUGGUGCCAUAGCCACUGAGGAGUGGCCACUGUGUAUGGGGGGGUAGACCCAUACACAUACAAAGACCCCUGGGGGGCCAUUGGUGCCCCCACAUCCCUGCUCAGCCCCACACAUUCAGUGGGUCCCUGCUGCUGGCUCUGGGUUCUGUGCACAUCACAGUGCUCAGCUGUCAUGGGGUGCUGCUCAGUGCCACGCAUGGUGCUCCCUGCUCCCAGGGCUGGUUUUAACCCUUACCAUGAUCCUUUUAAUGGCCCUGGAGGUGUGUGGUGCUAUGGGGACACGGAUGUAGGCAGAGAUGGGGCAGACCUUGCCCAGUGCUGGACGCACGGAGCUGGGAGCAGCACAGCUCUGUUAUAUGCAUGGUGGGAUUCUGUUCCCAGCAGGGCUGGAGAUGGAGGAGAGCAGCAAGGGGAGCAAGAAACUGGACGCCAUGACGCUGAUCAAGGAAGACAUGUCCAUCUUCGGCCACUGCCCGGCGCACGAUGAGUUCUACCUGGUGGUGUGCAACCACUGCAGCCAGGUGGUGAAGCCACAGGCCUUCCAGAAGCACUGCGAACGGCGGCACGGCCCGCUCAGCAAGCUGUACUCCAAGUGCCACGCCAUCAAUGGGCAGCCAGCAGGUAAAGCACCGCGGGACAAGGGGCCGGCAGCACGCAGCAGGGCUCAGCCUCUGCCUGAGAAAGCACAGAAGGACAACAACCUCUGCCUGUUCAUGCCGGUGGUCAACCUGGAGAAGAUCCCCAGCUUCCCCAAGCCGGAGGGGCUCAAAACGGCCCCUAAGACCCCCCCCAAAGUGCCCGCAGCACCACCAGCCCCCAGCCCCACGGAGCCCCCAGGGAGACCCUCCCCCGCGCCGCCUCCGCCGCCCAAAGAGCCCCCUGGGGUGGGGGGGGACCCGCUGCCACCCCCCCCUGUGCUUAAAACAGGGGAGAAGGAGCCGGGGGUCUGCAGGCCGCCCCCCAGGGCACACAAGAAGCUGAACCGGAAGGAGUGUGACCUGAACCGGCAGUGUGGUGUGCUGAACCCCGACACCAAGAAGGUCUGCACCCGCCUGCUCACCUGCAAGAUCCACUCCGUGCACCAGCGGCGCGAGGUGCAGGGCCGUGCCAAGGACUUUGACGUGCUGGUGGCCGAGCUGAAGGCCAGCUCCCGCCGUGAGACCCCGAAGGAGAAGAGCCCCCCCAGGAAGGACCCCCCCGGCACCGAGCCGCCCACCCCCCCUGCACUGCCACAGCCCCCCGCCGCCCCUCCUGGUGCAUCGCCCUGCUGCCCCAGACCCCCCCAUGCCCACUGCCCGCCCCCCAGGGCUCGUCUCUCCUCCGACAGCGACCCUGAGGAGGGCGACGGGGGGCUGUUCCCCUUCCCCCUGCCCAAGGAGGGGGGCAGCCGGGGGUCCAGCGAGGACAGCGAGGAGGAGGGGGCUGCUGAGGACCCCCACCACCCUGACUGCCACUACGCCGCCCGCCCACCGCGGCCACAAGCGCCACCCCACGCUCGGACCCCCCCGGCUCCCACCGGUCCCCGUGACGGCCGCGUCCCCGCCGGCAUCAACUACACGGUGGGAUCCCCGCACGCCGCCGCCGCCUGCAGCCAACCGGAUUCCGGGGGGGGCGGCAGCCAGUCCAUCACGUCCCCGCUGCCGGCCAACAUCCCGUCGCCGUCGUUCAGCAAGUUGCCUUCCACCAAGGCCAGCAAAUCCUCCCGAGCCAAGGAAGCGGCCGCCGGGACGGAACCGGACUCGGUCGCUCGGAAACGCAAACAACCGCUGGGGGCGGCCGCCAGCCCCCCCUACAAACGGACCUGCUCCGGGGACGGGGCCAAAAGCAAAAGCUCCCCCUGCCGGGUCUCGCCCCCCCCCGGUAAAACGAAAAGCUCCGCCGUGUCGGCGCUCAACGGCUCCGUGUGUGCGGGCAGCAGGAUGAAGCGAGCGCUGCCCCCGGACUGCCGGCCCCCCCCGGAGCCGCGGGGCUCCCCGUUACACGGGGUCGGGAUCCCCCCGCCCCCCCCCCGCUGUAUUUCGGAGGAUGAGGUGAAGAAACGCAAGAACUCGGCCACCUAUUGCCGGCCCUCCAAGCCCAAACACGCCGCCCCCCCGCCCGCCCCCAGCCCCGCGACCCCCGACCUGGGCUGCUCCGUCCGUAGGAAGAAGCCGGGAGGUGCCCUGGGCUUCGAGGAGAAACGGAGCGUCCUGAAGGUAAGGGAUGGGGGGGGGGUAUGGGUGUACCCCAGUUAUGGGUGUACCCCAGUUAUGGGUGUACCCCCAGUUAUGGGUGUACCCCAGUUAUGGGUGGGAGAUGACAGGAGAAACGGGGAGGACCCCAUCGGGAUGUCCUGAAC
Messenger RNA from Coturnix japonica (Japanese quail), 2500 nucleotides. The record is from RefSeq and is a predicted model, not a curated record. NCBI's taxonomy places the organism in Eukaryota, Metazoa, Chordata, Aves, Galliformes, Phasianidae.